UGUUGAUUUUCAGUACAUUGAUAUGCUCAAAGCGGGCCGGAACGUUACCAUCAGUGCACGUACGGGUACAUACAUACAUACUUGUAUCUACUACAAGGAGAACGAGAACACAAAUACGUAUCGCAGAGGCUAAACUCUAAACGCAUCAAGUUUAAUCAAUUUACAACCGAACAAUAGCAAAACAAAAACAAAAACAUGACCUUUGAAUACAGUAAAGACGUUGUGGAAAUACCAAAAUAUUUGGAUUUGGAUUUCUUUGAAGAUGUUGUUGAGAACGCUCUGUACGAGACGAAUGUGAAAGUGUUGAAAGUUCAUUUCAUGAUGGGCAGUGCUGUGGGCGAGAAUUUCUUAAGUAUUCUCUAUCGAAUCAAAGUGCAUUACGAGUUGUUAGACACGGGCGAGCGAGGUGAAUUGUCGACGUUUGUCAAAUGCUUACCUGUUCGAAAGGGUCUGGACUUUUUGGAGGAACUCAAAGUAUUUGGCAAAGAGAAAAAAACCUUUCUUGACAUAUUACCAAAGUUAGGUUUGUUUCAAGAGCCAGACGCGCCCUUCGCUGGACGGCUUUAUCACUUUAUGAAACGGCCCGUAAAUUGCUUGGCCUUAGAAGACCUGAACACGCGUGGCUAUCGUAUGGCUGCGCAGGAAGUUGGUUUCGAUGAAAAGCAUUCGCGGCUGGUUAUGAAGCGUAUAGGACAAUUUCACGCGAUCUCUAUGCAUCUGGCUAGAAAGGAUCCAAACAUACAAAAGGAAUACCGCGAUGGCUUGCUAGCCCGCCAUGCUUUGAAGCCGGACGGAUUCCCCUACGCGUUUUUCAGUGGAAACGCAAAUGCACUGCUACAGCUCAUCUCUAAGUGGCCUGAUUACUCGAAAAUUGCUGAUAAAUUACGAGCAUACAUAAAAAAUAUAGUCGACAAUCUAGUGCGAUCGCAAAUUCCGCAACCACAAGAUCUCGUUAGAGUACUAAAUCAUGGCGAUCUUUGGUUCAAUAAUGUGCUCUUCAAAUACGACGGAGAGCAAAAGGCACAAAAUUGUAUUUUUAUUGAUUACCAAAUGAGUGUCUGGACUAGUCCCGGUAUCGACUUGAAUUAUUUCCUUUAUACCAGCGUUAGCUUGGAUGUGUUGAAGACGAAACGUGAAGAGUUGCUUAAAGAGUACUAUGGUAGCUUCCACGCCAAACUCGUUGAGUUGAAUUACGAACCAAUACCGAGCUAUGAAGAUAUUUGUACUGAAGUACGAUGUCGGGCGAGUUAUGGGUUCUUCGCCAAUUAUUGCGUCUUUCCGAUAUGUACACAGGACAAAACUCAAUCAGGCGAUAGCUCUUUGGAUAACUUCACUGGUGAUGAUUUUGCCGCCAAAAAACUAGAGCAAAUAUACUCUUCGAAGCGCUUGGCCGAGACGCUACGAUAUACACUAAAGGAAUUCGACCGAAUGGGCAUUUGGGAUUGAGGGGCUUUCAAACAACUGUACAUUACAUAUAGUGUUUGUAUUACCUUAUUUAAAGUAUUACUUAAUGUUGAUAAAAAUAAAAUGCAUAUCUAAGCUCAA
Messenger RNA from Ceratitis capitata (Mediterranean fruit fly), 1545 nucleotides. RefSeq lists its product as uncharacterized. Bases 196 to 1446 code for a protein of 416 amino acids. The transcript has 3 exons. The record is from RefSeq and is a predicted model, not a curated record. Lineage: Eukaryota; Metazoa; Arthropoda; Insecta; Diptera; Tephritidae.